Messenger RNA from Zophobas morio, 1049 nucleotides. Its product is annotated as protein farnesyltransferase/geranylgeranyltransferase type-1 subunit alpha-like. Gene Ontology annotation, molecular function: CAAX-protein geranylgeranyltransferase activity; protein farnesyltransferase activity. NCBI's taxonomy places the organism in Eukaryota, Metazoa, Arthropoda, Insecta, Coleoptera, Tenebrionidae. The coding region runs from base 66 to 1049 and encodes 327 amino acids. The record is from RefSeq and is a predicted model, not a curated record. The transcript has 11 exons. Gene Ontology annotation, cellular component: CAAX-protein geranylgeranyltransferase complex; cytoplasm; protein farnesyltransferase complex. Gene Ontology annotation, biological process: protein farnesylation; protein geranylgeranylation.
UUAGCUGGCACUUUUUCUUACUUUUCUCAUGCCAGCAUCACCGCAAUUUCUUUAUUUUUUCGUCAAUGACGGACUCUUUUGACAAAGACAAAGAAAAAUGUACUUACGUUUUAUAUAAAGAUCGGGAAGAUUGGAAAGAUGUGAAACCCAUUCCUCAAGAUGAUGGACCAAAUCCUGUAGUUGUAAUUGCUUACAGUAAAAAGUUUGUGGAUGCUCACGAUUAUUUCAGAGCCAUCUUGAAAUCGGGGGAAAUAAGCGAACGAUGUCUUGAGCUUACUAAAAAUGUUAUUCUUUUGAAUCCAGCCAAUUAUACGGCGUGGCGAUACCGUCGUUAUUUACUGUUUCAUCUAAAAAUGGAACUUUCGGAGGAAUUUGCCUUUACUGAGGAAAUUGCUCUCAGUUUUCCCAAAAACUAUCAAGUUUGGCAUCACCGACACGCGCUAGUUGAAUUUACUAACGAUGCUUCUCGAGAAUUGGCAUUCACCGCUCUUUUAUUGGACUGCGAUGGGAAAAAUUAUCACGCUUGGACUCAUCGCCAAUGGGUUAUUAAGAAAUUCCAACUCUUUCACGACGAACUGAACUAUUCAAGUGAUAUGAUUGGAGAAGACGUUUACAACAAUUCCGCUUGGAACCAACGAAACUUCGUUAUAGUAAAUACAACAGGAAUCCUAAUAUUUAUACUUAUGUAUAUAUUUUUGUCAAAAAAAGGAUAUACUUCUGAAGUGCUUACAGAAGAAAUAAAGUACACACUCUCUAAAAUAAUUAUUGCUCCGGCCAAUGAAAGCCCUUGGAAUUAUCUCAGAGGAGCAUUAAUGCGAGGAAAACUCUACCAUUCUUUUCCUAUAAUAUUCGAAACGCUUAACGACUUGUAUAAUAGUUUAACGACACCUUCAGCUUAUCUACUGGAGUUUCUCGCCGAAUUCUACCAACAAAAAAUGGACCCAAAAUGUUUAAGUUUUUAUGAGAAGUUAAUAAAAUUUGAUCAAAUAAGAGAAAAAUAUUGGAACUACAGACACGAUAAAGCAUUGAAUAUACUAAACGGUGCUUAG